CAUCUUUUGCCCUCCGUCUUCACACAACCUCAUCAGCAAUUGAACGGAGAAUUUAUUCGCCAUCAGGCCAUCCUCUUACCACUGCUUCACUCUUAUUGCUAUCAUCUAUUGUUGCAGAUAUAAAAAGGUCCUCAUUGACGCACUCAAACGACCUCCACCUCCCCUCAAUCUCCACAAACUCACUUGUCGACCCUCCGUCACCAUCGUCGUCAUCGUAAAGAGGUGGUUGCUGAGUAGUGGUAGUGGGCUCUCGCGAAUUGGAUCGCUGAGUUUCACACAAAUCGGGACUGGAGGAAAAGAAAUUCUCUCAUACAAAUCCUCACAAGCGGACACGCGCACUUUUCUCCCAGGUCUUGCUCUCUCCCACUCCCUGAACUGCCCUACCAAAACUGCCGACUACGCCUGCGUCCUGACCCUCACAAGUCCCGAGAACACCAUCCCAGCAGUCAGCCAGGACACCUACUGGACGACUCUCCCUCACUACCGCUUUCGUUUGCCUAUCCUGUUCCCGAGACCUGGCGCAAUCCCAGACCAGGUCCUUGAACUUGCAUCUGCACGCACGCACGGUCCUGCAUUGGUCAGCAGCUGCUAGGCAGGCCAAUCCGCUGCGUUGCCCGCACUGGCCCCCUGGCUCGCAGGCCUGGCUGUCACAGCCACCGUCCAAAACCCACUCCAACUGCUCGUUCCGUCUUGCCGGUGAGCACUGAGGGCAGCAUCACACAACUGGCAAAAGUUUGGCUCACGAAAAGCCAAGGGUCAAGGGCCAAGGGCCACGGUCCAAGGUCCUGAUUCACCGUGCUUGACAGAUCGUGAAAUCUCCCUGCCUGCGCAUGCACACGAUCAGCCGCCCCAAAAGUCCUCCUCAUCACUUAAGGCCUCAGCAAGCCGUCAAAUCGCCCUCGGUCGCCCUCAACUGCUGCGCAAUUUCUAGCCCCUCCUAGGCUUCCUUUUUUUUUUCACGUUGGCAGCAAGCACGCACCUUAUUCCGUCCUCGCCACCACACAUAUUUAUCAUUCUUACCAAUAUCCAACCUCAUCCGGGAAACACAAACAACAAGUGCCAAAAAGAACGAACGCUUCGAGAAUCAUCCUUGCGAUUUUAUAACCAAGUUCUCGUUACACGAACUGCAGUCGCGUACCACGAUACCCUUAUCUACCGCCACUAAACAUCGAGAGAUAGGGCGUCCGGCCCUAAACAACUCUCCCCCCACCCCCUCUUGUACGCCUUCCUCGCGCAGACACCAUUCACAUGAAUCACGCACCAUCGCCAGUUCAUUUCGCUACGCAACACUCCCCUACCAGUACGCUCGUUCAGUCCCCCGUGUUACACGACGAUGCAUCGACGCAUUCGAUAACACGACCGGCGGAGGAUACGGCACACCUCCAGGUUCCGGUAGCCAACGGCGGUGCCGCGCCCACCCCUAGCCCCUCGAAUCUGUCCCCCACGACGUCAAAUUCGGGCGCAGCUGCGCCUAAGGAGCCUGCAAAGAAGGGCAAAAUGACGCACCGUCUGACCCGAAUGUUUUCUCGGUCCGACCCCAGAGACGUCGAGGCCGCCAAAGCUGCAGUUGAAAUAAAGGAAACCUCUCCCGACGCCCGUCUUGAAAACGGCACCCCUCCCAACGGCCGACCUCCUCCUGGCAGACAAGGGUCGAAUGACGAGAAGAACGCCCGCAAGAUGACUAUCCUCGGUACCGCGAAAGAGAAGACCAAGGGUGAACCGCCGUCGGAUUCCUCCCAUGCCCUGCAUAAACGGUUCGAGAUCCACGAUGACGGCACUCAUGCACACUUUCUCAAGUCCGCCAAACGACAGGAGAAAUUGUCCGACAUGCUCCGCGACAUGCUCGGCGGUGGCAAGAAAAAGGAUCAGGAUGGCGCUGGCGAUCAGCAGCUGACGCUGAUGUCUUCCUGGGUCGACCAACUCAGAUCGGAGAAGGACAGCCUUGCUUCUGACAAGAAGGGCGGCCCCAACGCCACGGCCAACUUGGUUGAGAAGUAUGGCAAAUGCCAGGAAAUUGUCGGCCGCGGUGCUUUCGGCAUUGUGAGAAUAUCCCACAAACCCGACCCUAAUAGCGUCGGAGGAGAGUUGCUCUACGCCGUCAAGGAGUUCCGCCGUCGUCCGCAAGAGACGGCCAAGAAGUAUCAGAAACGCCUGACCAGCGAAUUUUGCAUCUCAUCGUCGCUUCGCCAUCCCAAUAUCAUCCACACGCUUGAUCUCCUGCAAGAUGCCAAAGGUGACUAUUGCGAAGUCAUGGAAUACUGCGCCGGUGGGGAUCUCUACACCCUGAUUCUGGCCGCGGGCACUUUGCAAGUUCCUGAAGCAGACUGCUUCUUCAAGCAGCUGAUGCGGGGUGUCGAGUACAUGCAUGAGAUGGGCGUGGCUCACCGCGAUCUGAAACCCGAGAAUCUUCUCUUGACCACCCACGGCGCCCUCAAAAUCACCGACUUUGGGAACGGCGAGUGUUUCCGCAUGGCCUGGGAGAAGGAAGCCCACAUGACGGCCGGACUGUGCGGCAGUGCCCCGUACAUUGCCCCAGAAGAAUAUAGCGGUGGCGAAUUUGAUCCUCGCGCUGUGGACGUUUGGGCCUGCGGUGUCAUCUACAUGGCCAUGCGGACUGGUCGGCAUCUCUGGCGAGUGGCCCGCAAGGAAGAGGACGAAUUCUAUCAGCGAUAUCUCGAGGGACGGAAAGAUGAAGAGGGGUACGCCCCUAUCGAGACUUUGCACAGGGCUCGUUGCAGAAACGUCAUCUAUUCGAUCCUCGACCCAAAUCCUGGCCGCCGCAUCACCGCUUCUCAAGUUCUCAAAUCCGAAUGGGGCCGAGAGAUCAAGGUGUGCAAGGCAGGCGAGGAAGGCUUCUGAUCUUCCCCCUUUCCCGUUUUCCGGCAUGAUGAUGCUUUCGCGAGGCGCUUCUGCGUCCAGCGUGCAUCGACAUGAGCUAUUCCCCCUCUCGUGAUUCAGGCACGAGCAUGACCCUGACGAAGUGAUGAUUGAAGCAUUUUUCCGUGAGCAAAAGACCAGCGUCUUGAUCGGGUUCUGUUUGGGCCUUAUUUCCAGCUUCCAGGUUACGACAAUGCGCAGAAGAAAGAUUUGGGAGGAUAGCGAUUGGUCAACCAUUGGUUCAUUUGGAUAGCAAAGAAGGGCAAAAAGAAGGCAUUCUAAUUGUUUCGCUCCAUUGCGGAUGUGUUUUGACGACUGCCCACCAGCUCUGGCCACCGGGGCGCCAGGAAAUCCCCGAAAAGCGAGCCGACUCUGUAACAACAACCAGCGGUGGUCUACCUAGCAUACCAGUCUGUUUGCCAGCGCGAGGCCCAGCACGGUCACCCAGCCUUGUGCCGCCCUUGGAUCUAUAUAUAUUCCUGCUUCAAGGCCUGGGCAACUCCGACCGAUACACUGUACCACAACCUAGGGGAUGCUGUUUUGAUAAAAUUCGGUCAUUUUUCUUGAUAUUCGACCACUGAAGGAGAUUUCUAUGUUUUCGGAGCAAGAUGCAAUCAAGCAAGAUUUGACACUGAGGGCUUGGUGUUGCCUGCGUGCCGUGGCGUGCUACGACCAACUCUGAAGGCUCUCCCGUGAGCAGCCCAGUGCGACGAUGGGAUCCAGCAUUGAUGCAUCCCUAUGCCGCCAAAGAGACUGGGAUCUUGUUGUUCCCUCGUCUCAGCCCGGCGCCUAGCAUGGCAUGGAUUGAUCUUCGUUUGUCCCCCCCCUUGACCCGCGUAGUACCUGCAUAGCCUGCAGCCACCCAGGAUGAACUCAGACUGUAUGACCAUGGCGGCACCUGGUUACUAAGGUUGCUUGAUCAGAAUUGCUGGAUUGAGGAUUGAUCCGGGCCUUCCAUCCAACAAUCCAUGCAUUUGUUCACCAGAGGUCCAGAGGUCAGGGGUAAUGGCCCGCUAGAGAUGCUCUCGUCUAAGCCUACAUGGAAGUUCCCUCCCCUCACCUGCCCUUCUCAUCCAAGACUGGAAGGGCGCGAUCCUUCAGACGUCAUUGUACGUGUCGUUAGAAGUGACCGGGAUCAAAGUCGGGUUCCCGAUCAGCACUGUGCAUGAGUGAGGGUGUGUGUCUUUAACUGACCACGAGACCACGCUCCCUCGCUCGCUACAUACCGGUACAUCAUUUGGGGAGCUUGAUACUUAGAAGACGGAUCCUUCUUACCUACCCAGCUAGGUAGGUAGGUAGGUAUAUUAUAUCAUACUCACUUAGUAAC
This is a messenger RNA of Cladophialophora immunda, 4204 nucleotides long. RefSeq lists its product as uncharacterized. Lineage: Eukaryota; Fungi; Ascomycota; Eurotiomycetes; Chaetothyriales; Herpotrichiellaceae. Gene Ontology annotation, molecular function: ATP binding; protein serine/threonine kinase activity. Bases 1249 to 2859 code for a protein of 536 amino acids. The transcript has 2 exons. Gene Ontology annotation, biological process: protein phosphorylation; intracellular signal transduction; intracellular monoatomic cation homeostasis. The record is from RefSeq and is a predicted model, not a curated record.